This is a messenger RNA of Acaulospora colombiana, 435 nucleotides long. The record is from the annotation of a GenBank genome assembly. NCBI's taxonomy places the organism in Eukaryota, Fungi, Glomeromycota, Glomeromycetes, Diversisporales, Acaulosporaceae.
AUGGGCGCUUCCGCCGGAAAAGUCGACACAAGUUCCAUCAGAAGGGAGGAUAUUUGUUAUAACAUCGAAGGUUUUAUCAGUUGUCCUUACUUCAAUGCCGCAACAGAAUUGGGCGGAAAGUUAAAGCAACCCACAUCGUCCACAAAGCCCGUCGUAAUUAACGUUUCUGGUCAUUUAAAAGAAAAGUGGGGCGAACGGGUUAAAUAUCUACAAUCGAAAAUAAAAAAUUCGGAUAAUCACAGAACGUCACCAUUCGUUUACGAAGGAUGUCAUGAGAAGGAUUACAAGUUUAUCGGCGGUUACACCGAUUUUGCCAGUUUCGUGAGAGCGAGAUAUCAAAACGUAGAAAUUCCCGAGGUCCAAGUCAAGGGACACGGGAAGGAACACGGAAAAGAACCCGUAAAAGAAUGUGAUGAUGGAACCUGUAAAUUAUAG